Molecule: messenger RNA, 3400 nt
Organism: Sesamum indicum (sesame)
Lineage: Eukaryota; Viridiplantae; Streptophyta; Magnoliopsida; Lamiales; Pedaliaceae
Gene: ATTPS6
Product: UDP-Glycosyltransferase / trehalose-phosphatase family protein
Biological process (GO): trehalose biosynthetic process
Cellular component (GO): cytosol
Molecular function (GO): trehalose-phosphatase activity
Source: RefSeq, a predicted model, not a curated record
AGUGAUGAUGAGUGUAUAUAGCAAGCUUUGAAGCAGCUCCACUACAAUAAAGAUAAACAAAAAGGAACAGUUUUUAAGCACUCAGCUCUUUCUUUCUUUCUUUACAUUUUUUUUCUAAUUUAUAUAUAUAUAGAGAGAGAGUAGGGUUUAUCCUUCUUCAACUUUUUGGAAUUCGAGUGGGCAAAGCUUGUAAAUUUUUGGCUCUAAGUGGUUCUUGAAAAUUUUCAUCAAUUAUUUGUCCCUUGCUAUUCUUGUUGUCACAUCUCUAUGUGGGCUCUUGCUGGUUUCUUCUAACAGUGUGUAGCUUGAUUUGUUCCUCAAAGUCAAAUCUUGAGAGUAAUUUCUGAAGUUUAGUGUUGAUUCUUGCUCUAUGAGGAAAGGGAAAGUUGAUGAUGGUUGUUGAAUGAUAGUUCUGUUAUGGAAGUUCAUUUCCAGGGAGUUUUUACUUAAUCUCUGUGCUGGGGAACUGGUUUAGGGAAACAGGUUUGAGGUUGUUGAGUUUAGUAUUAGUUGGAUAGCAGUGGAAAGGGGUAAGUGAAGAAAGGGGAUUAGUAAAUGGUGUCUAGAUCAUAUUCAAACCUCUUGGAGCUAGCUUCCGGCGAAGCUCCAUCACCGUCUUUCAGCCGUAUGAGGCGGCGGCUCCCGCGUAUUAUGACGGUUGCUGGAAUUAUGUCUGAUAUAGAUGAUGAUGGCUCAGAUAGUGUUUCCUCUGAUCCAUCGUCUUCGACUGCUCAACGGGAUAGGAUAAUUAUUGUGGCCAAUCAGCUGCCAAUAAAGGUGCAUCGCAAGACGGACGAGAGCAGAGGUUGGACUUUCAGUUGGGAUGAGAAUUCACUUCUCCUCCAGCUAAAAGAUGGGUUGGGAGAUGAUGAGAUGGAGUUCAUUUAUGUGGGGUGUCUCAAGGAAGAUAUUCACCCAAAUGACCAAGAUGAGGUCUCUCAGAUACUCUUGGAGACCUUCAAGUGUGUUCCCACCUUUUUGCCUCCAGAUCUAUUCAGUCGGUACUACCAUGGGUUUUGCAAGCAGCAGUUGUGGCCGUUGUUCCACUAUAUGUUGCCUUUGUCGCCGGAUCUUGGUGGGAGGUUUAACCGCUCGUUGUGGCAAGCUUAUGUAUCGGUGAACAAGAUUUUUGCUGAUAGGAUCAUGGAAGUGAUUAACCCCGAAGAUGAUUUUGUGUGGGUUCACGAUUAUCAUCUAAUGGUACUGCCGACUUUCUUGCGGAAGAGGUUUAACCGAGUGAAGCUUGGAUUUUUCCUGCAUAGUCCAUUUCCAUCAUCGGAAAUUUAUAAGACCUUGCCAAUAAGGGAAGAGCUUCUGAGGGCUCUACUUAAUUCCGAUUUGAUUGGAUUUCAUACGUUUGACUAUGCCAGGCAUUUCCUUUCCUGUUGUAGUCGGAUGUUAGGCGUAUCGUAUGAGUCCAAAAGGGGUUACAUAGGCCUCGAGUAUUAUGGCCGCACCGUUAGUAUCAAGAUUCUUCCUGUUGGUAUCCAUAUGGGUCAGCUUCAAUCAGUCCUGAGCCUCCCAGAGACAGAGGCAAAGGUAGCAGAGCUCAUGAAGCAGUUUCCUGCACAGGGCAAGACGUUGCUGCUCGGGGUUGACGACAUGGAUAUAUUUAAAGGCAUUAGUUUAAAGUUAUUAGCAAUGGAACAACUCCUAUUGCAGCACCCUGAGAAGAAAGGAAAGGUUGUUCUGGUCCAGAUAGCCAAUCCUGCUAGAGGCAAAGGAAAAGAUGUGAAAGAAGUGCAGGAUGAGACUUAUGCAACGGUAAAGCGAAUAAAUGAGAUGUUUGGAGAACCAGGAUAUCGUCCAGUCAUCUUAAUUGACCAGCCGCUAAAAUUUUAUGAGAGAGUUGCUUAUUACGUCGUUGCUGAAUGUUGUUUGGUUACUGCAGUUAGGGACGGAAUGAAUCUUAUACCAUAUGAGUACAUUAUCAGUCGACAAGCCAACGAGAAAUUGGAUAAGGUGUUGGGACUGGAAACAUCAACCCCCAAAAAGAGCAUGUUGGUUGUAUCUGAGUUUAUCGGGUGUUCACCAUCUCUAAGUGGAGCAAUCCGCGUCAAUCCGUGGAAUAUUGAUGCGGUGGCAGAGGCAAUGGAUUCUGCUCUUGUAAUGGCGGAGCCAGAAAAACAAUUGAGGCAUGAAAAACACUACAAGUAUGUUAGCACCCAUGAUGUGGCGUAUUGGGCUCGCAGCUUCUUGCAUGAUCUGGAAAGAACUUGCAAGGAUCAUGUGCGUCGCAGAUGCUGGGGUAUUGGGUUCGGCUUGAGCUUUAGGGUCGUUGCACUUGAUCAUAAUUUUAGGAAGCUUGCCAUGGAGCAUAUAGUUUCAGCUUACAGAAGGACUACAACUAGAGCUAUUCUUCUGGACUAUGAUGGGACUUUAAUGCCUCAAAAUUCCAUUGAUAAGAAACCGAGCUCGAAAACCCUUGAUAUUCUAAAUAGUUUAUGUAGAGACAAGAACAAUAUGAUUUUUAUUGUCAGUGCCAGGCGACGAGACACAUUGGCCGAAUGGUUCUCUUCUUGUGAUAAACUGGGAAUUGCGGCCGAGCAUGGUUAUUUUACAAGGAUGAAGCGAGACGAAGAAUGGGACACAUGCGUGCCAGUAGGUGAAUGCAACUGGAAGCAAAUAGCGGAGCCGGUAAUGCAACUGUACACUGAGACAACUGAUGGGUCGAUAAUUGAGUUCAAGGAAACUGCGAUGGCUUGGUGUUAUGAGGACGCAGAUCCUGAUUUCGGAUCUUGUCAAGCUAAAGAACUUCUUGAUCACCUGGAGAGUGUGCUUGCUAAUGAACCUGUUACCGUCAAGAGCGGCUCAAAUUGUGUAGAAGUUAAGCCACAGGGGAUAAGCAAAGGUCUCGUUGCCAAACGCCUGCUCUCAUCAAUGCAGGAGAAGGGCAUGUCGCCCGAUUUUGUCCUGUGCAUUGGAGACGACAGGUCUGAUGAAGAUAUGUUUGAGGUUAUUACCAGCUCCAUUGCCGGUCCUUCCAUAGCUCCUCAUGCAGAGGUGUUUGCAUGUACCGUUGGCCGGAAGCCAAGCAAGGCUAAAUACUAUCUCGAUGACACGGUUGAAAUUGUUAGACUGAUGCAGGGGUUGGCCUCCGUUGCCGAGCAGAUCACACCCGUGUAGGCUGACCCCUCAGCCAUGAUGAGCGUAAGCAUGAAUCAUCUUCUCCUCUCCCCUUCAGUUCCUUAUUAACUGUAAAUUGUCGACCGAAAAAGGCUCCAAGAUUGUCAUAUUUCCCUUUUUGUUUGAAUAUUUUCGACGUCAGAAAACUUCUGGUGAGUUGUAUAUAUGUGUUAGAGAAUUUCUAAUUUUCAUGUGAUGAGAGUGAUGCAGUGUGUCAUUUGUGAUUUGAGUUUGGGAUAUAUAAACGCGACUUGAAACGAAGUUAUGUGUUGCA